AUGCCUGAUGCAGUCACCAGAAUUAUACCGAACAACACAGCCAGCUUUCAUCCCACUGGCUCCGAGGUCAGCCCUUGCAAAAUACAAUCUGGCUUGUCGCAUCGUAUUUCGUUUGGUGAUGCAGCGUUGGCGAAAAGAGAAUGA
Sclerotinia sclerotiorum 1980 UF-70 is the source of this 144-nucleotide messenger RNA. RefSeq lists its product with no specific name. The coding region runs from base 1 to 144 and encodes 47 amino acids. The record is from RefSeq and is a predicted model, not a curated record. NCBI's taxonomy places the organism in Eukaryota, Fungi, Ascomycota, Leotiomycetes, Helotiales, Sclerotiniaceae. The transcript has a single exon.